Tarenaya hassleriana is the source of this 737-nucleotide messenger RNA. RefSeq names its product 5-formyltetrahydrofolate cyclo-ligase-like protein COG0212. Bases 36 to 737 code for a protein of 233 amino acids. Lineage: Eukaryota; Viridiplantae; Streptophyta; Magnoliopsida; Brassicales; Cleomaceae. Gene Ontology annotation, cellular component: cytoplasm. The record is from RefSeq and is a predicted model, not a curated record. The transcript has 4 exons.
GCGUCGAAGAGCCGAAACCAGAAUUGCACGUUUCCAUGGACCAAACCAUGAUAAGAUUAUCAUCGCAAUUCAAACUUUGCCCUCAAUUUCGGUUCAAUUCAGUCAUCAAUUCCCAGAAGCCGAUUUCUCUUUCUGUUGAUUUUGAACUCCGGCGAAGGUAUAUCUCCAGUUUCAAGCUGGAGUGUGGCGGCGGUGACGGCUUGGUGUUCGACGCCUCUGCUUUUGAGGCCGAGAGGUUGAGCAUGGACGCGGCGGCGAGGGAGGCUAUGGCGGAGACGGCGAGGAAGGAGAUGGAGUCGGGUCCGGAGAGUGACCCGAAAGCGUGGAAAUGGGUAAUCCGGAAGCGGAUUUGGGAUCUGAUGGAAGCUGGGAACUACGCCAUGAACCCUAGACCCGUUCAUCAUCGUAUCCCUAAUUUCGUUGGCGCGCCGGCCGCUGCAGGCAAAUUGGCGGAGCUUGAAGCGUUUCAGAUGGCGAAGAUCGUGAAGGUUAACCCGGAUUCACCACAAAAGCAAAUCAGAUUUCUUACGCUUUCUGGUGGCAAGAAGCUUUUGACUCCUCAACCAAGGCUAAGAACAGGGUUUUUCUCUGUACUUGAAUCCGAUAUGCUGAAACCCGGCACCUUGAAUGAAGCUUGCACCUCCGUGGGUGUAGCCAAGUACGGAAGAAGGAGGCCAAACGGCGUGAAACUGCUUCCCCCGAUCUCCUCCGCCGUGUCCUCCUCUUCUCCCGCCUGA